AUGCUUUUGAGGAUUCCAAAAACUGAUCCCAUAUAUGGGUAUCCUGCACUGAUUUUAGGAAUUGUCCUCACAGUUUUGGCCUUAACUUUUCUCUUCUUGACAUCUGGAAGAAAUCCUGGAAUAGUGCCGAGAAAUUCACUGCCACCUGAAUUAGAUGAAACAUUCCCUACAGCAUCCACUGAGUGGAUCUAUAGUGCAACUCGUGAUUUGAAAUUACCAAGAACAAAGGAUGUGUUUGUAAAUGGCCACAUGGUUAAAGUGAAGUAUUGCGAUACUUGUUGUCUAUAUCGUCCGCCACGUGCUUCUCAUUGCUCAAUUUGCAACAACUGUGUGGAGAGGUUCGAUCAUCACUGUCCAUGGUUAGGUCAGUGUAUUGGAAUUGUAAGUCAUUCAACUCUAAUCAUCUGUUUAUGGGCUUUGAAGUAUUUUAAUUUUGGAUAA
Molecule: messenger RNA, 441 nt
Organism: Ilex paraguariensis (yerba mate)
Lineage: Eukaryota; Viridiplantae; Streptophyta; Magnoliopsida; Aquifoliales; Aquifoliaceae
Source: the annotation of a GenBank genome assembly